Messenger RNA from Engraulis encrasicolus (European anchovy), 3371 nucleotides. It is a transcript of the gene prkg2, whose product is annotated as protein kinase cGMP-dependent 2. Gene Ontology annotation, biological process: protein phosphorylation. The record is from RefSeq and is a predicted model, not a curated record. Gene Ontology annotation, molecular function: cGMP-dependent protein kinase activity; ATP binding. The transcript has 20 exons. The coding region runs from base 208 to 2553 and encodes 781 amino acids. NCBI's taxonomy places the organism in Eukaryota, Metazoa, Chordata, Actinopteri, Clupeiformes, Engraulidae.
CGCCGGAGAUGUCAAAACCUGCCCCGCACGCUGGGGCGAGGACUACACGAGCCCCCACUCUCUUGCUUCACGCGUGAUCCUGCCAUCUGCGUUUUGAUGUCAAUAUUAACGUCGACUUUGUUUGUUUCUGGAUGACAAGAACUUCAGCCGUGUGCUUGAACCGCGGAUUGCAUCUAGCACCGGUAAGGAGCACCCAGGGCCACAGCGAUGGGUAACGGCUCCAUGAAGGCGAAGCCGGUCAAGUCCAACAGCUCCUCCGGCGGCAGGGGGAAAGGCAGUCAGAAGGAGUCCGCCAAGGGCCUCAGCUCCAAGGCCACAGCCCAGCAGCUCAAGGCCAAGGUGGAGGAACUGGAGCAGGAGCUGCGUCGGCGUGAUGAGGAGUUGGACUCGCGGCGUCUGCAGCUCCGCUGCCUCCAGGAGCAGCUCUUGCAGCAGGACCGCAUCAUCGCCGACCUGACCGAGCAGUUGCAGGCCCACAGCCACAGCCUCCACCUGGGGGGCAGGCCCCACCACACCCUGCAGGGACCCUCGACCUCCUCCGCCACCGCCGCCCAGAGUCCCUCCGCCUCCGCCCUGGGUCCACACCCGCCCACGCCGCCCAGGACCCGGGCAGCCCUGGACCGCAGGAGAGGGGCCAAGGCUGGGGUGUCUGCAGAGCCAUCCUCCAGGACGUAUGAUUCGGGCAAACUGCCGCAGUUCUGCCUGGAGAAGGCUCGCGUGUGGAAGGAGGGCAGUGUGAAGAAGCUGAUAACAGACUCCCUAAACAAGAACCUGUACCUGAGGAAGCUGGAGUCUCCCCAGAUCAGAGACAUGGUGGAGUGCAUGUACGAGAGAAGCUUCCAGAAAGGCGACUAUGUCAUCAAGCAGGGAGAGCCCGGCAAUCACCUCUUCGUGCUGGCAGACGGUGCUCUGGAGGUAUACCAGCAGAAUCAGCUUCUUACAUCCAUCCCAGUGUGGAGUACUUUUGGGGAGCUCGCCAUUCUCUACAACUGCACACGCACCGCAUCUGUCAAGGCUGUGACGUGUGUGAGAACAUGGGCUCUGGACCGUGAGGUGUUCCACAGCAUCAUGCGCAUGACGGCACAGACCCGACACGAGCAGCACCGCAACUUUCUCAGAAGUGUGUCUCUUCUGGCAAACCUACCUGAGGAGAAGCUGUGUAAAAUUGUGGAUUGUUUGGAAGUGGAAUAUUACGACAAGGGAGACUACAUCAUCCGUGAGGGGGAGGAGGGAAACACCUUCUACAUCCUCUCCAAGGGAAAGGUGAAAGUCACCCAGAGCACGGAGGGCCAGUUGGAGCCUCAGGUCAUCAACAUGCUGCAGAAGGGAGACUACUUUGGGGAGAAGGCCCUGAUCAGUGAUGAUUUGCGAUCAGCCAAUAUUAUUGCGGAUGAGGACGGGGUGGAAUGCCUGGUUAUUGACAGAGAAACCUUUGAUCAGACAGUGGGGACGUUCAGUGAGCUUCAGAAGUACCUACAGGGUUAUGUGGAGACUCUGGAUCGCGAUGACAAGAAGAGGCAAGCUAAGAAGAUGAACUCCCUCCCCAGCAGCCCUCCACUCUCCCCUGGCCUCAUUGAGCUGAACGAGCGUGACGUGGGAUCCACACCUCGCCUCAGCAACCUGGAGGUCAUAACCACACUUGGGGUUGGUGGCUUUGGACGCGUCGAGCUGGUAAAGGUGAAGAAUGAGGAUUUGACGUAUGCCCUGAAGCGCAUCAAGAAGGCCCACGUGGUGGAGAACAAACAGGAGGAACACAUCCACUCGGAGAGAAGAAUACUGGCCGAGGUCAACUCGCCCUUCAUCAUCAAGCUCCACCGCACGUACAGGGACAGCAAGUAUGUCUACAUGCUCCUGGAGGCCUGCUUAGGCGGAGAGAUCUGGAGCCUCCUCAGAGACAGGGGUAGCUUUGAUGAGCACACGUCCAGGUUCUGUGUGGCCUGCGUGACGGAGGCCUUUGACUAUCUCCACCACAAAGGCAUCAUCUACAGGGAUCUGAAACCAGAGAAUCUCAUGCUGGAUGCGGAGGGAUACAUCAAACUGGUUGACUUUGGCUUCGCCAAGAAGAUGAAAUGCGGCCAGCGGACAUGGACGUUCUGCGGCACGCCCGAGUACGUGGCCCCUGAGAUCAUCCUCAACAAGGGCCACAGCUUCAGUGUGGACUUCUGGUCCCUGGGCAUCCUGGUCUUUGAGAUCCUCACAGGGAGUCCUCCCUUCACCGGCUCUGACCAGAUGAUCACCUACACUUUUAUCCUGAGGGGGAUCGAGUCGCUGGACUUCCCCAAGAGGAUCAACAAGAGGGCAGCCGACCUCAUACGCAAGCUGUGCAGGCAGAACCCAUCGGAGCGCUUGGGCAACUUGAAGAACGGCAUCACAGACAUCAAGAAGCACAGGUGGUUCAGUGGCUUCAGCUGGUCUGGUUUGAGGAACAGGACGUUGAAAUCCCCACUUAAGAGGGAGCUGAGGGGGCCCACAGACCACAGCUACUUUGACACCUACCCCCCUGACGAGGACACCCCCCCAGACGAGCUCUCUGGAUGGGACAUGGACUUCUGAGACGAUGGACUAGUCUAGCCUGACUCUCGCCAGCCCUGUACUGUAGUUGCACGCAGCUUCACAAGCUGCGCUAGGCCUAGGAGAGCUCAGAUUGGAUGAUUUUUCAGAAGGUGUGGCUUGCUUCAUCUACCACUCGUCCGUCCUUGCCACCAAACAAAACUGUUCUCAGUAAGUGGUGCAAUAAGAGUUGUCGCAUGACUCCUCGAUGUGAGCGGUCGCUAUUUUUGAAACAACAGUCGGAGAACUUCUCAAUCCUCUCGGAGCAGAUGUUUGUGUAGCAUGUAGAGCCCACUGGCGAAGCUGUGCGGAACUCCACAGGACUGGCGAGAGCAAAGCUAGAACUAGUCUGGUUCUCUGGAAAGAACUAAUGAAGGUCCACUCCGCACACAGAUAACCGCUGCCAAGUGCUUGUUUAUUCACACAGCGUUGUGGGUGAAGGACAACAUUUCUGAAAAGUUCAGCUAAUAAACUCCUGUUUACUUCAGCUCUCUGGAAAGAACUAAUUAAUGUCCGCACACAGAUAACCGCUGCCAAGUGCUUCUUUAUUCACACAGCGUUGUGGGUGAAGGACAACAUUUCUGAAAAGUUCUGCUAAUAAACUCCAGUUUGUUCAGUUAAUUUUUUUCCAAUUAAUUUCAUUUGCACUAAUGUGAUGAGUGACGUAUUUUCCCUCAUUUCUAGUCUGAUUCUCUUCCGCCCUAUCUCUCAAUAAUUUAUUUUUUUCCUACUCUUUCUGUGUUCUUCUUCAUCAUCAUAUCCUCUUUUUUCUCCAUGUUCUCCUCCUGAGGUCCCCAAUGGCAGAGCAGGUCUGUCCACUC